Messenger RNA from Ascochyta rabiei, 321 nucleotides. RefSeq lists its product as uncharacterized. The transcript is spliced from 2 exons. The coding region runs from base 1 to 321 and encodes 106 amino acids. Lineage: Eukaryota; Fungi; Ascomycota; Dothideomycetes; Pleosporales; Didymellaceae. The record is from RefSeq and is a predicted model, not a curated record.
AUGACCAUCGACGUCGUAGCCUUGAUAUCGCCCAAAGCGGGCAAGGCGGACCGGGUCGAAGAAUUGCUCCUCCAAGCAGCAAAAGCAGUCAAGGCCAACGAGCCCGGGACACUGAGGUACCACUUGCAUCGCGAAACCAAGGGUGAUGCGCCUGUUUUCGUCAUGCUAGAGACGUACAAAGACCAAGCGGCAAUAGGCGCACACGCGAAGAGCGAUGACUUCAAAACCCUUGGACGCACGAUGAAGAAGGAGGAUCUGUUGGCUGAGCCAAUGAAAGUCAUCUUCACGAAAGAGGCAGGCGGUUACGCGAGUAAGCUGUGA